AGCCUCUUGCCUCCACAAGCAUGCGCGCACACAUGUGGGCUGCACGGCGCGAUGAAGCGGAGCGACGCGAGCACCAGCAGCAGCAGCAGCAGCAACAGCAGCAGGAGGAGAAUCACUCCACCAACACAAACGGAAGAGACACUGUGCAUUCAGCUUGACGAAAGCGUGAGAGCAGUGACCAUGGCGAAUCACGACGAAGCCGGAGGAAUGCCCGACCCUUGCUUCCCUUUUGGCCCGCUUGGAGUCCAGUCAUGUCUGAACACACCUUCCAGAAUGCAAAACCAGCCCUGCUGGACCUAGCCACUGGAGCGAGAGGUUAAUCGCUAAGAAGGAAGAGAUCGUGUCAGGUUCCGUGUGAGUAGGAGGUGUCAAGAAGCAGGAGCCGAUGCCAUGGAUGCACUGAAUUUCAGUUACUGGAACGCCUCGGAAGCCAACGACACUGACGCGGCGGAGGUGCACGAGGGCUCCUACAAGACUGUGGAGGUGGUGUUCAUUGUGCUCGUGGCCGGCUCCCUCAGCCUGGUCACGGUGAUCGGCAACAUCCUGGUCAUGCUCUCUAUCAAGGUGAACAGGAACCUGCAGACUGUGAACAACUACUUCCUCUUCAGCCUAGCGUGCGCUGACCUCAUUAUCGGACUCUGCUCUAUGAACUUGUACACCGUCUACAUUGUCAUCGGGUACUGGCCUCUGGGCCCAGUGGUUUGCGAUUUGUGGUUGGCUCUGGAUUAUGUGGUCAGCAACGCGUCCGUCAUGAAUCUUCUCAUAAUAAGCUUUGACAGGUACUUCUGCGUCACUAAACCCCUCAGCUACCCCGUCAAAAGGACCACCAAGAUGGCGGGGAUGAUGAUCGCUGCCGCCUGGGUCCUAUCCUUUAUCCUGUGGGCGCCUGCCAUCCUCUUUUGGCAGUUCAUCGUAGGCGGGCGGACAGUGCCGGAGAAGGAGUGCUACAUUCAGUUCUUUUCAAACGCAGCCGUCACUUUUGGCACCGCCAUUGCUGCCUUCUACUUGCCUGUAAUCAUCAUGAUUCAGCUCUACUGGCAGAUCUCCAGGGCGAGCAAGAGCCGCGUCAAGAAGGAUAAUCGCAAACCAUCGGGAGGCAAAGCCGAGCCUUUGUCCGCCGCCAAGCGAAAGAACAACAAACCAAACAAUAACAACAUAGCGCCUGAGAACAUCGCGGCCUCCCAGAGCCAGAACACGGAGGACGGAAGCAACCAGCACGAUGGCAGGAUGCAGAACGGUAAAGGGCCUUCCACAACCACUGCUGAGGGCGAAACAGAGGGCGAUGACACGGCCAGGGAAAUCUGCACUGCCGGCGAGGAGAAGGAGAGCUCCAAUGACUCCACUUCAGGGAGCGCGGCCGCAUCCAACAUGAAGGACGAGGAGACUCCACAUUCGGCCGCUACUUCUGCCACCGAACCAUGCCACCCACUGCCUCGGCAACGCGCCAAGGCGGGCGUCUCCAAGCUGACCUGCAUCAAGAUCAAGGUCAAUUCCCCCAAGGGUGACUGCUACACGCCGUCCAAUGCCACCGUCGAGAUCGUGCCUGCGUCCGAGCGACAGAACCACGUGGCCCGCAAAAUCGUGAAGAUGACCAAGCAGCCGCCCAAUAAAAAAAAGAAGGCAGCGCCAUCGCGGGAAAAGAAGGUCACCCGUACUAUCAUGGCCAUCCUGGUGGCCUUUGUGGCCACGUGGACUCCUUACAACGUGAUGGUGCUGAUCAAUACUUUCUGCUCCAGUUGUGUCCCCAACACGGUGUGGACCCUGGGCUACUGGCUGUGCUACAUCAACAGCACCAUCAAUCCCGCCUGCUACGCCCUGUGCAACGUCACCUUCAAAAAGACAUUCAAGCACCUGCUACUCUGCCAGUACAAGAACAGUCGCUCUGCUAGGUAGAUGUGUCCAAGAGUGAACCGUUGCGCUGAUGUGAAUGACCCUUCAUCACACCGUUUCUCUCAAUUGGGGAUUUCUCCAAAGCAUCAAACAUACUUUUGGGUGGCAAAAUCCCACACCAUCUCCAAUGGCACCACUACAGAACAAAUACUUUGAUGUAAUUUUACCAAGAGAGAGGACUGGGGGGGGAGGGGGGAGACUGGGUAAAUGGCUUUCUUUUCUACCACCGUAUUUUACAUGUGUGAAAGUGAAAUACAGACCCAGUGGCAGUCCAAUUUACAUUUCAACAGGUAAAUUCAUAAAUAGAUGUAGUACAUAAACAUUGUUCAAGUGACUUUUCUGUUACUCUGAUAAAUGGAACAGACAAUCUCUUGCGACAGUGAACUGGAAAGCUUGGUGUAGAGCUGAUAUUACCUAGCAGGCAAGCUAGCAUACAAUCGACUAACUAGCUAACGAGCGACAAUCCAA
Syngnathoides biaculeatus (alligator pipefish) is the source of this 2358-nucleotide messenger RNA. It is a transcript of the gene chrm2a, whose product is annotated as cholinergic receptor, muscarinic 2a. Gene Ontology annotation, cellular component: plasma membrane. Bases 391 to 1893 code for a protein of 500 amino acids. Gene Ontology annotation, molecular function: G protein-coupled acetylcholine receptor activity. NCBI's taxonomy places the organism in Eukaryota, Metazoa, Chordata, Actinopteri, Syngnathiformes, Syngnathidae. Gene Ontology annotation, biological process: adenylate cyclase-activating adrenergic receptor signaling pathway; regulation of heart contraction. The transcript has 4 exons. The record is from RefSeq and is a predicted model, not a curated record.